Molecule: messenger RNA, 894 nt
Organism: Ambispora leptoticha
Lineage: Eukaryota; Fungi; Glomeromycota; Glomeromycetes; Archaeosporales; Ambisporaceae
Source: the annotation of a GenBank genome assembly
AUGUCAUCUUUUUCACCCGUUCUUAACAGUCAUCUCUCUCCUAAAGGAACACAAUUCCCGUUUUUCUCUUCAGAGAAACAGGACGAAGCUGAUAUUGAAGAUUUGCGUCGUGAAUUACGUAGGCUUAUAAAAAAACGAGAGGAACUGACUCUCACUUUAGAUAAUGAGGAAAAAAACAUUCCUCCCCACGUAAGUGAUAAUUUAAUGAACAGAAAGGAAGAAAAUGCAUUAAGCAGGAAGGAAAGCGAUGCUAACAAUAAGGCGAGGCAGCUUUUCCAACAAAAAGCUUCCGACAGGUUGAAAAUUGAAGAAUUAUUACAAGCGUAUCAUAUGACGGGAAAAACCAUUUUUCAGGAUAAAAAAAAUCGAGUUGGGUUACGAUUUGAAACCUUUUUUAAAGGGAAGAUUUUGGAGCCCUAUUAUAUAUUUGUAGAAAAUGAACUGAAUACCGAAAAAUUAAUUGUUGCUAAACAUACGAUUCCAAGCUUUAUCCCGUUGAAAGAACUAGAAACAGCAUACCUGAAUGAUAAUAUGGAUAAAUUUCUAGAAAUUGUGGAUGAUUAUCUCCAAGCUUACGUAACGCGACGAGAAGAGUUUUCCCUCGUGCACAAAAUCUUAGGAAAAAGAAAUGAUAAUAAUGAUUUUGUGUCAAAUAACGCUUGCAGUUUUUUCGAAUUUCGCGUUCAGACUGCGCAAGGGAUUAAUAUUAAGGUAACUCUGACUUACGGCGAAUUAAAAUCCGCAAUACCUUCCAACGUAGUUGUUCACAAUGUAUCAUCAAAAGAGCUGAUAAAAUCUCGAAAUUAUAUAGUUCGAAUGAGACAAAUUGAAAAUGAAUUCAAGAAAAGAAAUUUAAUAGAAGUUUUUGAUCUUUAUUUUCUUAAUAAUGCUUAA